Messenger RNA from Melospiza georgiana, 2310 nucleotides. RefSeq names its product carboxypeptidase X, M14 family member 2 (gene CPXM2). Lineage: Eukaryota; Metazoa; Chordata; Aves; Passeriformes; Passerellidae. The transcript is spliced from 13 exons. Gene Ontology annotation, molecular function: metallocarboxypeptidase activity; zinc ion binding. The record is from RefSeq and is a predicted model, not a curated record. The coding region runs from base 16 to 2193 and encodes 725 amino acids. Gene Ontology annotation, biological process: proteolysis.
CCGCGCACGGCAGCGAUGAUCGCCCGUGGCCGCUCCGGACUCUGCCUCGCUCUCUGCACCCUGGGGCUGGCACUGCUGGGGGAUGUGUCCCGGGCCGUCCCCAUGGACGAUCAGGAUUAUUACCUGCAGGAAAUCACCAACAGGGAUCAUUAUUACUCCUUUCCGUAUCCCGGGGAAGAGUUCUUUCCUUUCACGGAGCAACCCGGAGAGGAAGGACCUAUCCGUGCUGCUGAGAGAGAGGAGCAGCCAGGGUUCAAACCGAGCAGGAAGGAGUUAAAACAGAAGAAAAACAACAAAAAAGGAAAACCCAUUCUUGAACCGCCACCAGAUUGCCCUCCACUCGGUCUGGAGACAUUGAAAAUUACUGACUUCCAGCUCCAUGCCUCCACGGCCAAGCGCUACGGCCUCGGGGCCCACCGAGGGAGGCUCAACAUCCAGGCAGGUGUUAACGAAAAUGAUUUUUAUGAUGGUGCUUGGUGUGCAGGAAGAAAUGACCCCUACCAGUGGAUUGAAGUCGAUGCUCGAAGGCUGACAAAAUUCACUGGAGUCAUCACCCAGGGAAGAAACUCCCUCUGGUCGAGUAACUGGGUGACCUCUUACCGAGUGUUGGUGAGCAAUGACAGCCAUGCAUGGACUGCUGUGAGGAAUGAGUCUGGAGAUGUGGUUUUUGAAGGGAACAGCGAGAAGGAGAUGCCAGUGCUGAACAUGCUGCCGGUGCCGCUGGUGGCGCGUUACAUCCGCAUCAACCCGCGCUCCUGGUUCCAGGAGGGCAGCAUCUGCAUGAGGCUGGAGAUCCUGGGCUGCCCCUUGCCAGACCCAAACAAUUAUUACCACAGAAGAAAUGAAAUGACAACCACUGAUAAUCUGGACUUUAAGCAUCACAACUACAAGGAGAUGAGGCAGCUGAUGAAAACUGUGAAUAAAAUGUGCCCAAAUAUCACAAGAAUUUACAAUAUUGGAAAAAGCCACCAAGGACUGAAGCUGUAUGCAGUGGAGAUUUCUGACAACCCAGGAGAACACGAAGUUGGAGAGCCAGAAUUCCACUACAUUGCAGGAGCUCAUGGGAAUGAAGUGCUUGGCCGAGAGCUGAUCCUUCUGCUCAUGCAGUUCAUGUGCCAGGAAUACCUGGCUGGGAACCCACGCAUUGUGCACCUCAUCCAGGACACCAGGAUCCACCUGCUGCCCUCAGUGAACCCUGAUGGAUAUGACAAGGCCUAUAAAGCGGGUUCAGAAUUGGGGGGCUGGUCUCUAGGACGAUGGACUCAGGACGGCAUUGACAUCAACAAUAACUUCCCUGACCUAAACUCUCUGCUCUGGGAGUCAGAAGAUCAGAAGAAAAGUAAAAGAAAAGUUCCAAACCAUCACAUCCCGAUCCCUGACUGGUACCUGUCCGAAAAUGCCACUGUGGCGGUGGAGACGCGGGCGAUCAUCGCCUGGAUGGAAAAAAUCCCUUUUGUGCUGGGGGGCAACCUGCAGGGGGGAGAGCUGGUGGUGGCCUAUCCCUACGACAUGGUGAGGUCCAUGUGGAAAACCCAGGACUACACACCCACCCCUGACGACCACGUGUUCCGCUGGCUGGCCUACUCCUACGCCUCCACACACCGCCUGAUGACGGACGCCAGGAGGAGGGCCUGCCACACCGAGGACUUCCAGAAGGAGGAUGGCACUGUCAACGGAGCCUCGUGGCACACCGUGGCUGGAAGCAUCAAUGACUUCAGCUACCUGCACACAAACUGCUUUGAGCUCUCCAUCUAUGUUGGCUGUGACAAAUAUCCCCACGAGAGCGAGCUGCCAGAGGAGUGGGAAAACAACCGCGAGUCCCUGAUUGUUUUUAUGGAACAGGUCCAUCGUGGCAUCAAAGGCAUUGUGAAAGAUGUGCAUGGGAAGGGAAUCCCAAAUGCUGUUAUUUCAGUGGAAGGUGUUAACCAUGACAUUCGCACAGGAGCUGACGGGGAUUACUGGCGUCUCCUCAACCCGGGCGAGUACGUGGUGGGCGUCAAGGCCGAGGGCUACACCGCCGCCACCAAGACCUGCGAGGUGGGCUACGACAUGGGCGCCACCCAGUGCGACUUCACCAUCUCCAAGACCAACCUGGCGAGGAUCAAGGAGAUCAUGAGGAAGUUUGGGAAGCAGCCCCUGAGCCUGGCGGCGCGCCGGCUGCGGCAGCGGGCGCGGCGGUGGCAGCGGCGGUAGAGCGCGGCGCCAGCUCUGCUUCUCCCAGCCUGGCUGUAGUCGUAGUGAGAGUUACGUAGCCCAUCUCUUCAUGCCUUUUUCUCUGCACCGUGAGGCCUUGCUGUUUGUGGAGCUGGA